AUGGCAUUAAAAGACAUUUUAACCAACCUUCGUAACCCAACUAAACGGUUCAACCGUAUAAACUUGGGUGGAUUCAUCUCACCUACUAUACUAAAAUGGAGAGUCACCGAUUUGAUACUUAUUGUUAUUCUAAUCAUAUUAUAUUUUGUACUAUACAACGUCAAACCAUUCCAUAGACAAUUUUACAUCAAUGACUUAACCAUAUCACAUCCAUUUGCCGAAGUUGAAACGGUGGGAAACACGGCAUUGUUCGUGUAUUCAACAUGGAUUCCCUUGGCCAUUGUCAUUGUGGUGUCAUUGUUGUUUACUACGCCACAGUACAAGUUGUACAACACAUAUGUUGCCGUGAUUGGAUUAUGUUUGAGUGUGUUGAUAACUUCAGUGGUGACUGAUGUUUUAAAGAACUGGAUUGGUCGCCUUCGUCCUGAUUUUUUGGCAAGAUGUGUGCCUGAUGCGUCGACUCCAAUUAAUAAACUCGUAUCUAUUGAAGUGUGUACAACUGAUAACUUGGGUUUACUUGAAGAUGGCUUCAGAACAACGCCUUCCGGACAUUCGUCACUAAGCUUUGCUGGCUUGAGCUUUUUGGCAUUGUUUUUACUUGGUCAGUUGCAAGCACCAAAUACUAAAGUUGGAAGUUGGAGGACAUUGAUUGGAUCAGCGCCUUUUUUGAUGGCUGCUUACAUUGCAUUGAGUAGAACUAGAGAUUAUCGUCACCAUUUUGUUGAUGUAUUGACUGGAAGUGUCUUGGGGUUGGGUUUUGGAUUCUGGUCGUACUUGAGAUUGUUCCCUUGGAUUAGUCAUGACAGAAGUUAUGUCAAUUUGAUAAUUAUUGAAGAAGAGGAUGAAGAGAACAAUAGCAAGCUCGAUCAAGAUAAUGAAGCCAACUACACUAGAUUAACCGAUGUAUAG
This is a messenger RNA of Lodderomyces parapsilosis, 909 nucleotides long. RefSeq names its product bifunctional diacylglycerol diphosphate phosphatase/phosphatidate phosphatase (gene DPP3). NCBI's taxonomy places the organism in Eukaryota, Fungi, Ascomycota, Pichiomycetes, Serinales, Debaryomycetaceae. The record is from RefSeq and is a predicted model, not a curated record. The transcript has a single exon. The coding region runs from base 1 to 909 and encodes 302 amino acids. Gene Ontology annotation, biological process: phospholipid metabolic process. Gene Ontology annotation, molecular function: phosphatidate phosphatase activity.